UUAUGAGAGUAUCACUUGAUUAAUUGAAGUAUUAGAUCUCAUAAAUACUUUAAAUCGAAGUAGAUAGUUUACAGAGUAAAAAAUUUAAGACUGGAGCUAUCCAAUGAUAGAAAAUAAUUUUAUAACAAUUAAUAGGUUUUCAAUACCAAUAGUGAUGGUAAACUUUAGAUGAGGAAACUAAAAAUUUUAAGUAAAUUAAAAAUAACUUUUUAAAUGGAAUUAUUAUGGCUCCAAAUAACAAGGAGUGCUUUAGUAAAAGAAUAGCAAUAGCCAUACUUAAAUUGAUUGAAGAAUAGAAUUUAUGAG
Molecule: messenger RNA, 306 nt
Organism: Paramecium sonneborni
Lineage: Eukaryota; Ciliophora; Oligohymenophorea; Peniculida; Parameciidae
Source: the annotation of a GenBank genome assembly